AUGUUAUCGAAUCGUUCGUUGCGAAGUGCAGAGCAGCGAAGCCUAGCCUUGACAGAUGGCCGCAAAUCAGAACUGGAACGCGAGUACUGCAUACAAUUGGUCGAAGGCUACCUGAGCUCGAACAAAGCAUGCAUAAACCCCUUCCGCAAACCACUUGACCCUAAGGCAGAUGGCGUUGUUGACCCUGCUCGAAAGUUCAAAAGUCCAAUGAGUCUGGAAACUGUCUUGGAAAAGCUGAAAUCCAACCAGAUGGUUCGUUGCGCUGAGGCCGAAAGGCGUAUCAGAAACAUGAUCAAUUUUUGCUUCAAGUCCUAUCCGAAAAUUAGCGAGACCUAUCAACACGCUUCUUAUUUCGAGGACGCUUUCAACAAGGAUUGGGCCGAAAGAGACAAUUGGAUCAUGGAACAGGCUAGAAGAGAACAACAAUCGCCCAAGCCUGCCGAAUCGUCCGAAUCGCCCGAGAACAACGAUGCGGUCGACGCCACUGUGGGAAAUGCGCACGAGAGAUCCGAUGAGACGAAUUCGAGCACCGAGGAGACAGGUUCCGUCUAUGAGGACAGCCAGGACGAGUCAUCCAAUGAUGAUAUAAUGAAAGACAUCAAUCAAUCCGACGCAGACAAUCCUGAAGAAGACGAAUCUUCCGACGACGAACCUCCGAGAAGACCCAAGCCCUAUGCCGUGCAAGCAGAUGAUCUGGACGAGGACGCUGGACUCAAAAAACCUGUACUCAAGAACAGAGCUCGAAAGUCGAGGAUUCCAAGACAGCCUUCUAGCCGCAGUACUGCUGCGAGCUUUCUCAAUACCGACAACAAAAGACUUCUGGACACCGAUUCAGCAAGUGAAAAAUCAACUCCUUCCUCCCCUCAACAGCAAGAUGCUGUGCUCGAACAACCGGCCGAAGGACAAACCACAACCUCUACCCAAGACCACGCAUGGUCAGCCGAACAAGGACCAGCCAAAAGACCUCGUCUAGAUCCAAGUAUCGAAUCUCUUUUCGAGUCUCCGCCCCAAACCCCGAGCCAGCAGCCACCUACUCAACCAGCAACUCAGCAACCGGCCGAUGAGCCCAACCGACUCACUCCAGAAGAAGCAAGGUACGUUUUAGCCAAGUGUGAAUUCGGCCAUGAUUGA
This is a messenger RNA of Aureobasidium melanogenum CBS 110374, 1131 nucleotides long. RefSeq lists its product as uncharacterized. Lineage: Eukaryota; Fungi; Ascomycota; Dothideomycetes; Dothideales; Saccotheciaceae. The transcript has a single exon. Gene Ontology annotation, biological process: chromatin remodeling; regulation of DNA-templated transcription. Gene Ontology annotation, cellular component: nucleus; chromatin. The coding region runs from base 1 to 1131 and encodes 376 amino acids. The record is from RefSeq and is a predicted model, not a curated record.